CGGAAGUUGCUUUACUAGCCUAGCUUGGUCCGCUGCUUUUAAAGCUCUCGUUAGCUGUUUUUUAAGCAGUCAUUUCGAAGACAUGAAGCCUGCAGUGGAUGAAAUGUUCCCUGAGGGAGCCGGACCGUAUGUGGAUCUGGAUGAGGCAGGGGGCAGUACCGGGCUGCUGAUGGAUUUGGCUGCUAAUGAGAAAGCCGUGCACUCCGACUUCUUCAACGCGGCUGAAAAGAGCUUAACACGUGUCACACGAAAGCAGCUUCAUCCGCAAGGCGAAGUGGAACAAUGCUGGAGGGAAAAGAAGAAAAAAACAACUGCACACACGUCUUUAAUGAGGAGAAAUCCUGCACGUAUAUAAGCUCUGGGAAGUGACGGGUUGUGUUUUUUUUUUUUUUUUUUUUCUUUUUCUUUCUGUUCACUAAAUUUAAUUCUGUUGUUUUU
Molecule: messenger RNA, 438 nt
Organism: Ictalurus furcatus (blue catfish)
Lineage: Eukaryota; Metazoa; Chordata; Actinopteri; Siluriformes; Ictaluridae
Gene: cops9
Product: COP9 signalosome subunit 9
Exons: 3
Coding region: 83-355 (90 amino acids)
Biological process (GO): negative regulation of protein neddylation
Source: RefSeq, a predicted model, not a curated record